UCAUACAAAUUUUAAAACCAAAAUCACGCAAGUUUAACGUUACUAUUAAAAAUGAAGACCAACAAUCUUUAAGUAUUUUUAUACUUUAAGAAUGAAUUUCCGUAUUCUUUCAAUUCUGAUUUGGAACCACUUUAACUUGAUAUUGUAUUCAAGAGAAACUUGGGCAGAGUUUAGCCAAACGUGCCCUGGUAUGUAUUGGACAAAAUUUAUUGAUGCUCAAACAAAUUUUAGCUGCAAUAAUAAAGACAUAAAAAAUACUGUAUGGAGUGGUUGGUCUUUUUGCAAUACAACAUGCGGGAAUGAGGUUAUUUAUAGAACACAGUUGUAUUUAAAUGAAAGUGUUAGUUAUUGCGGAGACUCGUUGUAUAUGUUUCAUGUAAUGGCAGAGCAAGCUUCUAAUUUGAUAUCAGCGUUAAAUGUUUUGUAUGAUCAGUUUGAGGUUGCAUUUGAUUUCUAUAUUGGAAAAACUAACUUUGAUGAAGGAAAUGUUUUUCAGUUAUCAAAUAAUUCUUCUGGAGAGGUAUACUUUUUUUUCCAGUUAUUUGGAAAACCUUCUGAAGAAAUUUACGAUGGCUAUUUUGCUAGUAAAUUUUCAGGAACAAAAAUUAUAAUUUCAAGUUUUAAAUUAACUGCAAAUACAUGGAGUGCAGUCAAAAUUUCACAACACUACUUUAAUGGUUAUUAUUAUCAUAACAUAACUCUCAAUGAUACCGUUGUAUUUUCUGAUAAUAAAGUUCAGCCAAACGUGCUAUAUAAUGUUGACAUUUAUGCUUGCUAUGGUUUUUGCCAACCAAGUUUAAUUAUGAACCUGAUUAUUACCAGUAAAACGCAAGUUUAUUGGUUACCAUGGAGCGGUUGGUCGAAAUGUACUACAUCAAAUGUGUUAAAUAGGACUCGUAGUUGCAAUUCUAAUCAUUGGUUAAACUGCUCUGGAAACAGCAUUGAUAUCCAAACCUGCAAAUUGUGGAAGGUGUCUAAUACAGUCACAAUAAAUAGAAAUCUUGUGUAUUUAAGUCUUCAAAUUAGUCCAAAUUUUCAAAUACCAUCAAAUGUUAGUGUGGAUUUUGAGUAUUUGUUAUCACCACUUUUUAGUUUUGAAUCUAACAAUGUUAUUCAGGGUUUUGCUAAAACUGAUGCAAAUCGACUAAAGUAUACACUAUGGGCGUGGAAUUUAUUGGGAUGCUGAUAACUCUCAUAUUUAUGUGUGCAUGAACCAACAUGUCCCUAGCGAUGUUAAUGCGUGCUAUUACUCUGACAAUAACGGAGAUUCAUGGGAUAACAUAGAUGUCCGAAUUGGCUCAAUUAUCGGGCACCAUUUGAUAACAAAAGAAUUAUAUGGUACUCAUCGGAAUCGCAAAGUGUAUAUGUUGUUUAAUAAAGUACACAGGAAAUGGUUAGCUAUACCAAAUCAACAGUUUAAAGAAACUUCAUCAAGCAAUUUUAAUACCAGUGUGCGUAAAAAUUUAGAAGGAGAUUAUAAUCAAAUCGCAUAUCUUGGACCCUAUCAAUGGUUAGGAAAUGCAGAAGGUUUAUUUUUGCGCAAGCAAGCCAACGAAUCGUGGAUAAAAAGAGUGAAUUGGCGUGUCUAUUAUAAUUAGUAUUUAUAAAGCUUAAUUUAAUGUUUAAGUUGUAUGGAAGUAAACGUUAAAGUUUUAUUAGGUCGGAUGAAUAAAAAUUAGCAAUUGCCUUUACUCACCGUUUUUGGAGUAAAUGCUCAGCUUUACGUCAAUAAAAGUUUGAGCGAUUUUAUUCAUUAAUUUACGUAAAACACUGAACAGGAUGAACAUUUACUCCAAAAUACAUUGAACGCUUAAAAAAAGAAUGUUUACUAGUAAAAGUGAUUUCAUUUUUUUUAUUCACCUGGGCGAGUGGGUGUACGUUGUCCGGGGGACGUCUUAUGGACUUUUGGACGUCCGCGAGAUAUAUAACGGACGUCCUCGGGACGACGUUUUCCGACAGCCUUUUAUGUUUAUUAUUCGUUUACUUAAUAAUCAAAAACUUUUUUUCUAUGAUUUUUUUUAACAUAAAUUUGUUAAUAAUGUAAAAUAUAUUUAAACAGUGGUAAUAUAUGGUGUAAAUUUUACCUGAGCAAUUUUUAAUUACUUGUAUGCAUUCUU
Molecule: messenger RNA, 2117 nt
Organism: Hydra vulgaris (swiftwater hydra)
Lineage: Eukaryota; Metazoa; Cnidaria; Hydrozoa; Anthoathecata; Hydridae
Source: RefSeq, a predicted model, not a curated record